CUUCUGAAAGAAGGUGGGGUAUUGUGCAAGAAAGAAUCGGACAACAAAGAGAGCUUCAUCUCUGUCUCAUUUCUGUGUGAGCUGUGUGUCCCUUUGUAUUCAUCUCUGUUCUUGCUUCUCUCAACCACCCAUCACAGGAAUUGCUCAAACAAUCCAACCCUUUAGCUCCCCGCCACCAACAUUUGAUUUCCCGAUUUUGAUCUUUGAUUUCUUAACCCUUUUCUUUCUUAUUUCAUCGUCUUUGCUCUGUUUUUCCUACCCCUCCGGUUUGCCCUCUUAUCCCUCGAUGUUAGUUGCAAAUAGUUUCGAUUUGUGGAAGAAGGAUGGGUUCUUUUCUGCCGCCGAGCAGGUCCAAGAAUCUGCCGAUACAAUGGAGUUUGCAUAUAGGACAUGGGUGAGAGAGAUGAGAGAAGGGCUAAGUCCUGAUGAUUUGGAUGAACUUCGACGCGAGGUUCAAACAGCUCUUGGCACAGCCAAAUGGCAGCUGGAAGAGUUUGAGAAAGCUGUUAGAGUUAGCUAUCGUGCUCAAAGUGAAGAACAUUUGUUGGAAAGACAUAGGCUAUUUAUUGCAGCCAUUGGAAACCAAAUUUCUCAUGUUGAAGCUGCUUUAAGAGAAUCUUAUGACAAAGAGGGCAAGAAGCCUCUUCGAUGGGUGAAUUUAAACAAGGAAGAAUGCGACGAUUUGGCUACGUUUCUCUCUGGCACAUGCCAAGUACCACAAAGCGCAAAAACUGAAUCAUCUGUGUGUUGUUCUUCAGCAAAUGGGGAAGAAUGCGACGAUUUGGCUACAUUUAGAAGAGUGGAUGAUGGACUACGCAAAAUGGAUAGAUCAACAAAGGCAAGGAGAGCGAGCUCGCCAAGCGCUCCUGAUCUGUAAAUUGUAAUUGUGGAUGAAAAUCGAGAGAGAAAACAGUCUAUGACGAGUUUAGAAGUUUCAAGAAAAGGAAAAGCAGGAUCAGUCUUCUGGAAGCUUGGAUGUCAAAAAUUUUCUCAGCUCUUUGGUAGGGUUCAGCAGAGGCAAAUAUACAGACCUUGGCAUCUUCAGCUUGCAUGUUCUGUUCAGUUUACUCUUGCUUUGAUGUUAACUAUAUUCUUGAUCGGUGAGUUUCUAAUUUUCUCGAGGAUGUGUGGCGUUCGAGUUUUAGAAAUUUACAAAAUUUUGAUUUGAUUUGGAGUA
Molecule: messenger RNA, 1177 nt
Organism: Cucurbita maxima (winter squash)
Lineage: Eukaryota; Viridiplantae; Streptophyta; Magnoliopsida; Cucurbitales; Cucurbitaceae
Exons: 4
Coding region: 287-877 (196 amino acids)
Biological process (GO): Golgi vesicle transport
Cellular component (GO): membrane
Source: RefSeq, a predicted model, not a curated record